AUGGCUACAACAAAGCUGAACGCAGCCUUGCUCUUCUACUUUUGCACAGAGAUCGCCAGCCAAGACAUGAGCAUGAGUGAUUCUCCGUCAAAGUCUUACGAUAGCGAAGAGAAUCUUGGUCACAUCCGAGCAAGAGCGCGCAAGCUCUACCGCAUCGCCAACGUGGAGUUCCUCAAGCUCCAGAAGAGAGUCUUCGAGUCGAUGGAAGUCACCGACUCCAAAGAAAUGAGGAAUCGACGGCUCUCGGAAGAAAUAGCUCGGAAGCACCCGUUGGAUCUAUCGACUGCCAACAACAUGCAGGAGGACGGGAUUUCCUCUCAACUGACCAGGAAUGAUACACCUCCGCAAUACGAGGAGGAGGGCGAGAUGACUCUCGGAAUGAUUUGGCCGCCACACGGACCCACUGAGGAGGCAGUAUGA
Molecule: messenger RNA, 420 nt
Organism: Guillardia theta CCMP2712
Lineage: Eukaryota; Cryptophyceae; Pyrenomonadales; Geminigeraceae
Exons: 3
Coding region: 1-420 (139 amino acids)
Source: RefSeq, a predicted model, not a curated record